AUGUCCUCCAAAUUUUCUGUUCCAGAGACGGCUUCUAGCGGUCAGGUUCAACGGUCAGGUGAAAGCGUGGGAGAUGACUAUACCUCGUCGAUCUUGGAAGAUCUUCGCCGAUUGCGAACUGGAAAGCGAGGCCGAACCCCAAUCGACCCCGCGCAAAGAGGCCUAGCGGAGAGACGCCGGAAUCAAGUCCGAAAAGCACAGCGGGCCUACAGAAAUCGGAAAGAGCAGGAAGCUGCUUUUCGCACGAACUACGUGGCGGAUCUUGAAAACCGAAUCAACAAUAUGAGACAGUCAUUUUUUGAUCUAAUAUCCGCUAUUAAAAAGGCGUCAAUUAUCCAGAGGCAUCCCGAUCUCGCGGACGAACUCAACAAUAUCACCCGCGACUUCUUAUCUGCUUCUCAAAUCAUCAAGCCUCAUAGCGAAUCUCAACGUGGCGGUAGACGUGUUGAUCAUAACUCAAGGGACGGUUCCCAUCCAUCGAGGCUAGGCGACUCUUCCAAUAUCUACGCCUCUUGCGCUACGGUAUCGCCAGUAUCAGCCUCUGUGCCUAUCGGAAUGUCAAUGCCCAUUCUUGCGUCACACUUGGAGCUGUUUCCCUCUCCGUCCUUCGGAACCAGGACCCUGCUGCCGAGGAAUUUCUCUCAGCGCCUCUAUUUUAGUUGCAUCAAGCGCGCUUACCACCUGCUCACCAGUCCAUAUGCGGACAGGGCGGAUGUCACCCGCGUCUUCCAGUAUUCUUUCCAAUAUUCGGAUACCGACACGAUGAUUUCGACCUUCGACACCUUGCUGCGGACCAAUGCCGAUUAUCAAACCGCAUAUGUCUAUAGGUUGGGUGGCGCCGGGACUCACUACCAAAAAGUGCAGGCAGGAACGAAUAUUGUCCAAAAUGUUCCGUUAAGUAAACAGACGCCAUUUAGGAAUGAUGAGGACACGUGGUUUGAUCCGCGGGAUAUUGAGGGGUGGCUCGAAGAGAAUGGACUCGUUAUUGGAGGCGCCCAGUCAUACAUGUAUCUGUCGGAAUUCCGUUCCCUUGGGCCGUGCAGGGACAUGACACUGUGUCCAGGACCUGAGUCCCCUGAGAUUUUGGACUGGGAUAUUCGGCCAGGUGUCAAGAUCCUUAACGUGGACCAAUUUCUUAAAGGUUUGUCUUUGGUACGCCUCCUCUACUUUGCACUAUGA
Molecule: messenger RNA, 1179 nt
Organism: Aspergillus pseudoviridinutans
Lineage: Eukaryota; Fungi; Ascomycota; Eurotiomycetes; Eurotiales; Aspergillaceae
Product: bZIP transcription factor
Exons: 2
Coding region: 1-1179 (392 amino acids)
Source: RefSeq, a predicted model, not a curated record